Racocetra persica is the source of this 162-nucleotide messenger RNA. Lineage: Eukaryota; Fungi; Glomeromycota; Glomeromycetes; Diversisporales; Gigasporaceae. The record is from the annotation of a GenBank genome assembly.
ACUAUCCCAGAGGUACACCACUCAUUAAAUCUAAACGCCUCUUUCGAAGAAUCUACCCAAAGUAGUGUGGUAGAUAAUUAUAGUUUAGCAUCAGUGUGGAGAACCGAAUUUUGUCACUUUAUAGGGUACUCUCUGAUUAAUGCUUACGUAUUUGAAGAAUGA